AUGCCUGACCUCACCGCGCCACACCCAAACCAAACACUCAGCAUUCAUCCCUUAGCAUCUCAUAUCAUGCCUAUUGCAGUUGCUCGAGCUGACAAGACCUCUUAUUAUAGCUCUUUUGGUACAAAUUCGUCCAAGCACUACAAGACUAGCACCACAUCAAAGGCAACACCUGUGCUCACUGAAUGGGAACCCAAGCCCAAUUCAACCAAACCAGCACCUGUACUUCCACCUCCAUCCAUGAAAAAUGGGGCUCGUAACGUUACAUGCAUCAGAAGACCCCUACCCUCGGAGGAGGGCAUACAAGAUAAAAAUUCAGUCGAAGAUAUUCCUGACAAUAGCGCGCGCCCAUUGUGUGAUGAUGUUCUUCGCCAGUCCUUCCAUUCUGACCUCCUUACUCCAACUGCAAGGGAAGUCUUGAGAUAUUUAAUUCUACCAUCUCAUAGUCAAAGCCUCAUGGAAUUUCCUGGCGUAGGACUGCGAGAAUUCAAAUUGAUCGAACAUGCGGUAGGGGAGACGGGCCGAAUCUCGAGGAAACCCAGGCUUUCUUACGACUACAACAAACGCCUACUCAUCGUCGACAUGCCCAGUAUCCUCCACAAGAGGUUCUUUGAUCAUUUGAAGGACGCCAUGGCUGCCUACUUUCUUUUCCUACCCUACGAUCGCGAGCUCAUCUCCCCAUUCCUCUCCAUGAACUAUUCACUGAAGCUGAGAGAUCAAGUAGUCACACCUGAUCUGACCAUGACCAUCACUGCGGUGGAGAACGCUCCAAAGGCGCAUGUCUUCACCAAAGUGGAGGAUGAAAUUAUUGCGCAUCCAGAAGCCGUAUUAGCAAUCAUAGUCAUUAUCCGCGAAGCGAUCAACUACCAGUGUCCUAAGGACAUCUCAACCGCAUCAAUUUCACUCCGUAAUGGUCGCAACAACCCCAAACCACUUCCUCUCACCGAUUUCCUUGCCUUACGUUCUAUGCCACGAGGGUUCAACCAGCCAAUCAGGAUCGCUGAUCACGACUGGGCUUAUUUGGCUUCUGUAGAAUAUUUUAUGUGGGUGAAAGGUGUUAACCAGGCUCGAAUCGACGUGCACAACACUAAUCCGCAGUUCAUGGCCCACAGCAUGUUGGGGUCUGUCUUGCAGAUGGACGCCAUAAGUGCUAUGCUUCAAAGGGGGAUGGAUAAGGUUAGGGACAUGAUGGCCCGUUUCUCAAGAACUCUCAAUAUUGCCGGGGAUUUCUCCACAUUGGAAGAAGCUGAGGUUAGGUUGCCCCUGAACUGGAGCAUUAGCGCAAAGUUCGCCCUCACCGCGGCUGAUCUUACCGCUCAUGAGCGCUAUGAAUCCUGGCAUGACGUGCGAUUCAAAGGUGCCAAACGCACGAAGCAGAACCACAAUCCACCUUAUAGUCCUUCGGAGUCAGAUCAUGAUGGUGGCUCAUCGGAGUCAGCUACUCCUCCUCCUCCUCGUACAUGCUCCCGCCGCACUUCUCGUACUCUUUGCAAGUGUGUGAGCACUUCCCAGCCUCCCCCGCGCAAAUCGAGGAGAACUAAGGGAAAAGCUCGGAAUACUGAUGUAUGA
Suillus discolor is the source of this 1566-nucleotide messenger RNA. RefSeq lists its product as uncharacterized. The coding region runs from base 1 to 1566 and encodes 521 amino acids. The record is from RefSeq and is a predicted model, not a curated record. Lineage: Eukaryota; Fungi; Basidiomycota; Agaricomycetes; Boletales; Suillaceae. The transcript has 6 exons.